AUGUCGUUGGAUAUUCAUUUUUCUGGUGAACCUGGGGAUGCCAGCUUUGACCUAGUAGCUGUCCAUGGAUUCUUUAACACAUCGAGCGAAGCAUGGGACCUUGGUUCGGAAUCCGAACCAUGGUUGAAGGAGCAGUUGACGGCCAAAAAACGCUAUGGCCGCCUUCUAUUUCAUAGAUAUGACACUGGCGCCUCCGCAGUUCAAGGCCUCUGUGGUCGAGGCGCAAUCCAGAAGGAGGCCAUCAUGCUGCUGCAGAAGGUUGCCGAACAACGAAAAGACCAGGACCCCCCUCGACCACUUAUUUUUCUCGCCCUGGACUUUGGGGGGUUGAUCAUUAAAGAGGCCAUCAUCCAAGCGAGCAGACACACGCUUGAGUUUGCAAAUAUCAGUGCUUCUACCCGUCUAAUGUCUUUCGUUGGUACUCCGCACAGAUGGCACAACAAACAAGACCUAGAAUCAAAGCUGGCCAGCUUUCUAUUUGCCAAGCGGCCUACAGCUCUAAUUGUUGAGGACAUCAAUCGGCUGGCGAAGACUGUCUCAUCCAUCUCCGAAGAAUUCCUACAAACAAGAGCAACCAUCCACAGUACACUAAUCAGUGUUUGUUCAGAAGCUCCUGAAGCGUAUGGGAUUCAUCAGAUCUUCACGUCUAGUUUUGGCAUUCCCAUGGAGUUGCGCUUCUCCGCCCAGUCAGUUGAUGCGGUCCAGGAGGUGAGCGUGCGGGACGCUCUUAUCGAGACUCUAGAAUCGAGAAUUCUUGGAGUGAUCAACGCCCCGACUCCAACCCACACACUAGCUUGGCUGAACGGUGCUGUUGUCGUUCAGGCUCCGUCACCCACCCCAAUUAUGUCUGUAAAAACAGCCGACAGUGACCAUGUGCCAUUUUCGUGGCUGGAUGAUAGCCCGGUUUUCAAGGAGUGGAUGAACCACGAAGGAUGUAAAAUCAUGCACAUCCAUGGCUCGUCCAAUGUCUCAGUCGCCGCGUCUUAUGCCUACCAACAAGCCCGAAUACACGCGUCGACUGGAGGUUUUACAAGCGGUCUAACACUGUAUUUCAGAUUCGACCGCCACGAUUGUCAAAGAAACACCAUCAAGUCAAUGGCGAACUUAUUCCUCGCUCAGACUAUUGCCCGGUUCGGCACCCUUCCAGCCUCCGCCCAGUUUCCAAGCUUUGAACCACCGCUGUUUGACAAGGCCCUUACGGAAAAAGAUGUCUUCUUUUUGCUCAACAGCUUUCGACUGGAUUGCAACAGGCCAGCAAGGACGACAUGGGUGCUGGACAGACUCGAUGAGUGCGAACCAGCUUCGUGCAACUGGUUUCUUAACCAGUUGGCCUCAAUCGCAGCGCGAUGCGAGUUGUACUUCAAGGUCUUGAUUACUACUGCCAGUCCUAAGCAUGUCCAAACUCAGCUUGCUGCCGCCGGCUGCGAAAGCUUGUCCUUGGAUAUCGCCUCCUCGCAGGUGUGCCCCGGAAUCAAAAUACCGCCGGUCCCAGCCAGUCGCCACUGUCCAGCGCUCGAGCCGUAUGCACCUCAACUCGGUGAUCUGCUUGGAGCGUGCCAGCCUGACCAGGAUCUUUUCAGAAUGGUUGUGGACUGGCUUAAUCUGCAAGCUUCUCGGUGGAAUACAAGGGCGGAAAUGGCCGAAGUGGUGACGGCAUUGUCUCCCCCAUCACCGCGGGUGCUGUUGGGAGCGGUAAUGCAGGCUGUGCCCACAUUUUUACGGCCGAUUGCUCGCGACAUUCUUUGCUGGGUUCGGAACGCGGUCCGGCCUCUGACACCACUUGAAUUAGCAUCGGCCCUCAAGUUUCAGGGAGCUGACUUGGGAUGUCUUAAUAUCGAGUUGUACAUCGCCAAGAUCUUCGGACCACUUCUCACGACUCGCCACGGUGAAGUUCACUUCACACAGCCAUGGGUUCGGGAGCUUUUGUCAAUUUUGGAAAAGACGACCCAUUGGUAUGCGGCGGCCUCGACAGCAGAUGAUCACAAAGAAAUUGCCAAGGCGUGUCUUCGCUUUUUGCGUCUUCCUGAGACGAUCAAGGCAUUGUCUCAGAGGUGUGGUGGGGCAAGGGCCUCGGGAGUCUUGCUCACUAGCCGACACGACAUUGUCUCCUAUGCUGUCGCGUUCUGGCCAACACACUACCGCUUGGGAUACCUGGCAGCAGACUCAUCGGCUUCGGCACCCGAAGACCUCAUUUCAUUCCUUGGAGAUUCGAAAGCUUUGAGAGCGUGGUUCAGUGCUCAUGGGUGCCUGUUGCCGCCGCACCAGCAACCCCAUAGCUCAUAUCUUUCCGCCUUACCUAUAGUCUCGCAUUUAGGAUUGGAAACCCAGGUCGAGAACAUGCUUCCCAUAGAUGCCGACCUUCCUACCAGCCUUCAAGAACUAGAGGACGCUUUAUGUGAGGCUUCCAGAAUGGGUCACAAAAACAUUGUGGAUUUGCUGCUCAGCAGACCAUGGACAUUGACGUUGCACGGUGUGGUUGGGGCAAUGGAGGCCGCAGCCCUCGCAGCUGAGUAUGAGCUAGUCGAGGUGUUGUUCGCGUACGCCAAGAACAAACACAAGGACCAGGCGACAUCGCAUAUGUACCCUCAUUCCAUCCUUGCUCGACUAGCUUGGGCAGGGAAGGGGAAGCUUCUGGAGUCACUGAUGCAAGGUCGCCCAUCCGGAGACCCAACAAGUCCAACAGUACCAGCCUCCAAGCUUUUGUGUGCUGUGGCAACCGGUCAGCUCGGCACCAUUAAGACUCUUCUCCAACAUGGCGAAGACGCGAACUAUCAAGAUGAAACUCGGCUUUCACGCACCCCUUUGCAUAUGGCAUGCCGAUCCGGAUAUGGGGACGCAGUCAGGGCUCUCGUUGCAGAUGGCGCCGCGGAUAUUGAGGGUCACAACGGACAGGGCCAGACAGCACUGCAGAAGGCCAUCAAUCUUGGAAACAUUGACGCCACAAAAGCUCUCUUGGACGGUGGGGCAGACAUCGCCAGCGUCGAGGCUGAGAUACCGCGGACCGAUGGCUCUUUUCCGUAUCCUGCUUUCUAUAUGGCUGCUUGCGAGUCUAGCUUCCAGUGCAUUACGGCGGUGCUGGAACGGGGUGCCAAUGCAGAUGCCACCACAGAUGAGUACACCCCUCUCUGCUAUGCAGCCGUCACCGGAAAGCUGGCUUGGGCAAAGCUUCUCCUGGCUCACGGAGCUCGAGUGAAUGGAUUAGGAAAAUGGGUCCCGCUGUGUCAGGCCACCGCGAAAAACACUGGGAAGAAUAUGGAUAUGGUCAAACUUCUGCUUGAGCACGGCGCCGAUAUCAACGCUUCGGGUUCAGCUGACGUUGCUACUCCAUUGGAGCGGGCUUCGGAGGCAAACUUGUUGGAAGUCGUCGAGUUCCUCAUGGCCAAGGGGGCCGACAUUGGGCUUCACGGGGCUGGAAGUACAGCUCUGUCCCGUGCUGCCUCGAAGGGUCAUACAAAAAUGGUCCGUUAUCUUUUGAAAGCGGGAUCCAACCCCAAUGAGGCCCAUCCAGCAGCAACAUCAUGGAAGGCAUUGCACUGGGCGCAUGAUCAUCCCGAGUGUCUAGAGGUGCUUCUAGAUAGCGGUGCCGAUAUCGACGCCAUGUCGAAAGACGGCACCGCAGUAUACAUUGCGUCGUACAACAACCACCUGGAGUCUGUCAAGCUCCUCAUCUCACGUGGAGCCAACCUCGAAUUGACAUGCGAGUUUCCAGACUUAUGGGACUCGAACUGUACAGCUCUUCUUGGGGCCGCUGGAAAAGGCAACGCUGAAAUCGUGCGGGCUCUUCUAGAUGCUGGUGCCGACAUCACAGCCAGGUCGCCAAGGGACGAGACAGCUCUGCACCUCGCGAUUAGCCAUGCAAACAGCGAGGCCACAGUUAGGGUCCUUCUCGAAUAUACUCCUGAUUUGAAUGCCCAAGAGUCCUUCUUUCAACACACCGCUCUUCAUCGACUCAUGUUGGAGGCAACCACGCAACUCAGUAUAGCGAAAAUUCUAGUCACGCGAGGGACGAGCCUUGAAAUCCGAAACAAGGGAGGAUAUACUGUUCUCGAUUAUGCCAUUUACUGGCGUGAGUAUGAGGUUGCCAAAUACCUCGUCAGGGCAAAGGCCAAAAUCAACACCGUCGGUAGUACUUGGGGAGGACCGCUCCACAUUGCUUGCUGGCGAAUGAACCUUGAUAUGAUCAGGUUCCUUGUGGCGAAUGGCGCAGAUGCUAACCUGAUUGAUAACUCCCGUGGUGUACCGUUGCUCGUAGCCAUGACUGAACAUCAAGAGGGAGAGGAUGUGACACUCGAGAUGAAGACAGCUGUCGUCCGUUAUUUGAUUGAGGAGGCGAAGGCGGACGUGACGGUUCGGGGAGGGAUGUAUUUCAUCACGGUUCUCAACGGAGCAUGCAUGCAACCGGAUGUAGACCUGUUGCAAUAUAUCCUGGACCAGGACCCUGUGGAUUCCGACAUAAAUACAGCAGGCUUCAACGGCUGCCGGCCCAUCCACUUUGCAACUUAUCAGAGUUUGGAGCAUGUUUCAAAAGUGUUGGCCAGAGGGGCUGAUAUCAAUGCCUGUGACAAGCUCGGACGAACCACCCUCCACACAGCGGUCGCCAGUGGCAGACCAGAUGUUGUCGAGAAAAUCUUAUCACUGACCGGGAGCCGGUAUAUCAACGAAACCGAUCGAGAUGGAUGGACACCACUGAUGUGGGCGGUGAGGCAGUGUUCACACUGGGGUGUGAAGUCGGAUAAUCAAGAAGAGAUUGUCCGAUUAUUGCUUGAUCACGGCGCCAGCCUGUGGACAACUGGCAGGACAUGCCAUGAAGAGGGAUGGUCAGCGCUGAAGCUGGCUCGCUACUAUGGAGCCUCCCAAGAGGUGAUUCUACUGCUUACCCCAAAGCAGAGACACUAUCUCGAUGACAAAGGAGAACCCCAAGUGUGGGACCCGCAGGCACAUCGUUCCCGCAGGGCAAAAAGACAAAAUGGCUUCUGCGACUUGUGUCUAUAUACCCUCUGGGGCUCGGGGUACGCCAACGGACGGCUGUGGCUUUGCGCCAAGUGCUACACCUAUCAGAAUGAGUUUUUCCCCGAACUGAAGGACUGGAAACCGGCGAACGAUGGUGAAGAGUUUGAUCCUGACGCGCCGGAAGAACAGGAGGAGGAGGCAGAACCAGCGGUGGAUGAGAUUGGCAAGCCGUCGCCAGGGCAGGUGAAGCAAGUACAGACCACGGAGGCGGAUUAUUGGUCUGAUUCGGAUUCGGAUUAG
This is a messenger RNA of Podospora pseudocomata, 5250 nucleotides long. RefSeq lists its product as uncharacterized. The coding region runs from base 1 to 5250 and encodes 1749 amino acids. NCBI's taxonomy places the organism in Eukaryota, Fungi, Ascomycota, Sordariomycetes, Sordariales, Podosporaceae. Gene Ontology annotation, molecular function: protein binding. The transcript has 8 exons. The record is from RefSeq and is a predicted model, not a curated record.